Molecule: messenger RNA, 1047 nt
Organism: Galendromus occidentalis (western predatory mite)
Lineage: Eukaryota; Metazoa; Arthropoda; Arachnida; Mesostigmata; Phytoseiidae
Product: heme-binding protein 2
Exons: 4
Coding region: 25-600 (191 amino acids)
Source: RefSeq, a predicted model, not a curated record
GCUCAUCUAUUGUCGCGCACUGUGAUGUUCUUGCUCGUAGUGGAUCUCGUCCGGUCAUGCAUGUACAAAGGCACCGAGUGCAUCGGCUACACCAUCAUCAGGAACGGAACCGAUUUCGAGGAGCGUUUGUAUCCGCCGUCAAAAUGGAUAACUGCCAGGACUCGGGCUCCCAGUGUGUACGAGGCUAGUCGCAAAUCCUUCAUGAAGCUCGUAUAUUACAUACAAGCUUUCAACAAGCAAAACGUCACUGUCGAUCUGACUACUCCCCAUCGAACGAAGAUCUAUUGGGGGGCAGGCGGCCGCUCUAACGCAGAAUAUUCACUCUCUUUCCCUCUACCGAAGAAUCUCUACAAGGAUCCACCAAAAGCCAACGAUCCCUCUGUCGUUGUGGAGAAUGAACCGGCAACGCUUUAUCUCGUCAAAAAAUUCGCCGGCCGACCCAGUGAAGGAGAAUGGAUAGAGAUCGCGAAGAAAUUCUAUCGCCGCAUGAAGAAGUACAAUGUGCCAAUAGAAAAAAAUUAUUUCUACACAGCUCGGUAUGACAUGGUGUAUUUCAUCAACGAGCGUCGAAACGAGAUCUGGCUCCCCCUGGCACCGUGAUCUUCGAUUCGUUGAGUCCGCGUGCGGCGAGGGAGAAAAGCGUCGAGUCAUCCGCGUAAUUUAUAAGCUCUCUCCGGAGCGUCCCGGAUGGAAACGCUCAUGCGACGAAUUAUCCCGUCCUCAAAGCAGGGAUAAUCGCAUCAUUCCAAUUAUCCGCCUCGCCAACAUGCUUGUGAUGAACGUCGGGGAGCCUUCGUGGAGGAUUUGAGGCUCUUCAGUUCGAAGAAUUCGAGAACGAUUGCGCGAAUGACCUCCCGAGAUCACUUGCGUAUGGGGUCGAAGGAUUGUUUGAUGUAUUGUGAAGCAUAUUUAUUGAUGUGAAUGUCAUGGUCUUCGAGGAAAAUGUGUGGUUGUAUCGAUUCCCAAUCUCUGGAAUGAUCCGCGACUUGUAAAAUCCAGUCAGGUGGGCUCAGGUCGAGACGGGAAAAUAAACAGCAUGCCAGCUGU